Messenger RNA from Puntigrus tetrazona (Sumatra barb), 6370 nucleotides. RefSeq names its product BICRA like chromatin remodeling complex associated protein (gene bicral). The transcript is spliced from 11 exons. Gene Ontology annotation, biological process: positive regulation of DNA-templated transcription. Lineage: Eukaryota; Metazoa; Chordata; Actinopteri; Cypriniformes; Cyprinidae. Gene Ontology annotation, cellular component: SWI/SNF complex. The record is from RefSeq and is a predicted model, not a curated record. Bases 1674 to 4160 code for a protein of 828 amino acids.
AAGUCGUCUUUAUGUGAUGCAAAUUCAAAUAAAUAUUUAUGCUUCGCCAACGAUUUGUUCUCCGCUCGGUUUUUGCUCGGCGAAUUCAGCCGUUUCUUAAUAACGUUAGGUGGGGGGGCGAACGUCCACAACGUCAGGAAGGCCAUCAACAACUCCGAGCACGAAGGGAGCGCUUAGGACUCGCCCGGUGAUCCGCAAAACCUUCGACGUCCGCGCCGGUGUGAAACGAGCCGUCCGACGCCGAAAACGCGUUUCUUCGCGCGCCCGUCCCGCUCGCGCUCCUCGGCUGUCACCGACGCGCAAACGCGCUUUUAGGAGAGCGUUUGCGACAAAACGAGCCUCUCCAGCCUCGGUCUAUUUAUGGACAAAGUCCCUGUGUGUUUUUAGCUGUUACUUUCGGCGAGAUUAAGGCGGGUUCUGUGCGUCCUGCCCUUGCGCCAUGGAGAGCCUUUAUAGUCCUCCCUGCCAUCGUUUGACAAGUGAAUCAGUAAAAUGCGUCGCCUUGCUUCAACAGGGUUUUACUGUGUAUUUUGAGGGGUAGCUGGUUUUCUACGUGUCUCUUUUCCGCCCCUUUGACUUAACAGGCAAAGAGGAUAGAUAUUUUUUUUCUGUUACAGAGGAAGAAAAAAAUAAUUCAUCUCCUCCCUCAUUUGGCUUGCUAACUUGACCACAGCUUAAACGAAUACAAGUGUUAAAAUAUAUCUCUCACGUUUAGCACGUCGUUUAGUUUAUAAAACCCGCACUUGCAUGUAUAAGAACGAUUUUUUUGAAGUUGUUUAUCGAGGAGAUGUAAAAGGGCCGAAUUUAUCUGUCAUGCUUUUUUUCUUCGUCCAAAUUGGAUACACGGAUAUUGCUAGCUUUGUAUUGCUAAGUAAGAAAAUGUUUAGAGUUUCGAAUAUAAAUAGCAUACGUAAUAUCUUAUUACUGACCAAUCUUAUCAUUUGUUCGAAUCCAUUCAUUCGUGGACUCUUCGAUCAUUUAGUUUGCGUUUUCUGUUCGUGUUUGUAUGCCGUUAAACUACCAAAUAAACGCGAACGCUCGCGAUCUUGGAUUUCUGCAAAUUCGUUAAGCUGUUUUUAACACGUCGUUGUUUGUUUUGACACAAAAGAGACGACGCAGAAACAUCGAAUGCUGUUCAAACAUGCAAUCACUUAAAACACACACACACACACAGACGACGAGUUUCGUUCCCUCACUAGCCUUUUAACCAUAAGCGUGUUAUAAAACAUUAACAGACGCUUGUGAAACGUAAGUGAACAAUCAAACUGGCCAAACAUGGUCCACCCAUCCCCCACGUCGCUUCCUUUGUCACAUUUCCACACAUGAAUUGUCAAGUUGUUCACAUUCCUAUGGCAACUUUACAAAUAAAUAUGAUGUGAAAUUAAUGUCGAGUAGCAUUAUACCACUGCACAAGUACUCUGUGUCACAAUGUCCUUUGUCUGUCGGCUGUAGCGAGCAGUGGCGCAGUUUCAAUCACCAGCCGCCAUUUUGAAGUCUCUACGGGCUGCAGCAGAGUACAGCCAUUCUUUUUGUCACACAAUUGUCUUGUGUAUUUUUUAACGCAGACAUCAUACCCAAUUUUUUUUUAAUACAAUGUGUAUUGGACAGUUUUACCUUUCUAACGUUACUGUUUAUGUGUUUGGUGGAAUGUCAAACAGUUUAUUACUGGUGUCAUGGAUGAUGAAGACGACCGCCGUCUUCUGGAUUUUAUAGGAGAUGUGCAAGCUUUGAAUGAGUAUCUUCAUGGUUCAAAUAGUAAAUCUAUUGGAGAAGACGAUGUGAAUAAUGCAGCAUUUGGGUCGGCCAGUUCGUUCUUCACUAGUGACACAGGUGGCUCCAACGAAGGACUCAAAGAUGACCACAAUCAUUUGGGAGAAUUUGGGGAGGCUGGUGGAGCUGAGCUUCAGCUCUCAAACAGCCUUCCGUUCAUCGAGGAUGACCUCGACAGUGGAACCUCACAAGAUGGGGUCGAUCUUGGGGGCGAGGACCAACCCUUCGACAUCCUUCAGAAGUCAUUGCUGGAAGCAGAUAUCACAGAGCAGACAUUGGCUCAAGAAGCCCUUUUGGACUCCCAGCCAUCUCUCAUUCCAACAGCUUCCGCUUUCCCUCAGCAGCUGGUCUCUGGAGGGUUUGGAGGUAUCGCAGGUCCUGGUGUGGUGUCACAACCUCAGGCUUUUAUCCAGCAGGUUCCCCAGCUACCUUUGCCAAACGGCCCUGCUGGACACAUCCAGGUAGUGGGAUCCUUCAAUGGCAGUGCCUCCUCCAUGAUGACUAUCAACAGUUUGGAACAGCCUCAGAUCCUUUUGAGGCCGAGCGGAAAUGUUGUAACAAACAACAGUGGACAAGGUACCAUGUUCACCCCUUCCACAGCUAAUCAGGUGUCAAUGUCCUUCAAUAAAGGGACGAUACCAGUUCAGAAUAUUAUCAUCCAGAGAGGCCCUAUGCAACAGACAUUGAUCAGACCCAUUCAGCCUAAACCCUUACAGACAGGGGGACAAACUGUAUACAAUAUCAGCAACAUUGGGCUUCAACCAAGCACCACAACUACUGCGAAUAUAGUCAGUAGUCCCUACACAGCCAGCAGCUCUCCUCAGUCUGCUCAACAGGUGAAAGUGGUCAAUCCUGCCAGCAGCAUUGUAAUGCAUUCACCUCUGGGGCAACAAGCGCAACCACAGUCCCAGUCCAAUCUGCCUCAAGGGCAGUUUUUGCUACCCACUUCUAUUGCUCUCACACCUGGUACUACAGUUCACGGCUUCCAGGCUGUGAAUGGGCAGGUGUUGCAAACAAACACUCAAGUGGCUGACCCGUCGUCAAUGAGCACCACCACUUACUCCAUCCUUACUAAUCAAAACACAACAGUACAGCUUAUUGCUGGGCAGAACUUUUCAACUGGAGGGCAGCUGAUAGUCAAUCAAGGUUUGGUUGCUGGAGGUCAAAUAGGCCAAGCUUCACCAACACCUGUUGUGCAGGUGUCUCAAAGACCUGGUGCCACGGCCAAAGUCUGGACUGCCAGUGCGUCACCUAGCCCAACACCUGUACAGACGUCACAGGCUUCGGGACACCUCACCAUGGUCAGUUCUGGUGUCCAAGGCCCACAGGUUUGUCAACAGUUAUCUGUGACCCCAGGACAGCACCUCCUUAUGCCUGUAGCCCAGAACGUUCCAGCUACUUCUGGCAUUCAGGAGUUCCAAGUUUCUUUAAACCAGGACAACACAGCAGCAACACAAAGAGGGCAAACACAAUUAGUUAAUCUUCUUGGUACCAAAGCUGUGAAAACACUCACUCCUGCCAGUCAGGAAUUGCCUCUCACACCGGAGCGACCUGCAGCUCAACAACUUACUAGAGGAGAAAUGGUCCUCCAGCAGUUAAGACGAGAUCACGUUAAAGUCAUGUCUUCUGAGCGGACGCACUUCACUUCAUUUAAUGAUGUCAUAGACAGAUUACUGCCCUAUCAUGUUUUCCAAGGCUCUCCACCACAAGAUGAAGACUUCACCAAAGUUGAUGAGGAGUUUGAGGCAGUUGCCAUACAAGUGUUAAACAGAACGCAGGCCAUGGUGAACAAAUACAGGCGCUUACUUAUGGUGGAGGCAGAGAGGUCCAGCCCUUCCUCAGAAAUGGUGAUGAUUGACAGGACUUUUAAUCAAGAGGAACGGGGCAACUUGACCCAAGACAAACGUUUGGUACUAGUGGAUCCAGAUGGCUUCCUGGAAGACUUUUGCUGUGGCCCUAAACUGAAGAUCCGAAGUACAGAAGUUUUGACGCCCACCACCCAUGAGGGCAAUCCUAGCAUAAUGAAGACGUCCCCAAAGCAUUCCACAAGUCACACAGGAAGAGAUGAGCAGGAUAUGAACAGCCACACAGAACCUGCUUAUAGGACAGAACCUCAACAACAAGGAAUUGAGGAGCACAGAAGAACUCCCAUCAAGUGCAUCCUGGACCUAAAAAAAAAGAAAUUCAACAACCUAAUCAGCAGCAACAGUCAACAUGCUCACUACCCUACGUCUCCCAGCCAAUCACAGCAUAGCUCCGCCCAAGCAGGCUACCCUUCGAACCUGGGGCAGGGUCAUGAACAUCAGCUUCCCUUGGAUCAUAGUCACGCCCCAUUGGCCGACACUGACUCUGUGCUUGAGGCUGCCGUGAAUAGCAUCUUAGAAUGUUAGACAGUGCCAUAUUCAUGUUUGUUCCAUGUUAAUCUCAUUUCAUGCCAUUUGUGUGCGAGCUAAACGGACGUACAUUGGCAUUAUCACGGGUUUAAAUGCAUACAGCGGCUCUGAUGAUGUCGAGGAACAGGAAGGUGAAUCUGGUGAUGGUGAUACUCUAAUACUGUGCCUGUUGUUCUAGAGAAGUUUACAUGAGACAGCCUUUUUGACAAUGCUUUACAGGAUACACUUGCAACGAAACACACACACACACACACACACACAUCAAUAUAUGCACACACAAUCAAGCAGUAAGUGUGAUGUUUGAAAUGUCAUGAGUAGACAUUGAUAUUUGUAGCUUAUCGGUCAAUAUCAGACACUUAGACUAAUAGUCUGUCUGCACUUAAGGUUGUAUGGUUGUCUCAUCACAUGUUGUAUCGUUGCAGUAGACAUUGACCAAGUGACGCACACAAACACACCUGCGCAUUUAAUAGUUUUUGAGCAUUGGUUGUGCUUUUUUUUUUUGGGUUAACUUUUUUUUUGUACCUUACAGGUAUGUGACCCCUCCACAGAGACAAAACUCACUUGUGUGAUGUUGUGCAGGGGAAAGUUUAGACCUCAGAUUGAGGGUACAAUGUUACAUUAUGUUUAUCUUUCUUUUGUUUGUUUUAAUUCAUUUUUUGAAUUGAUGCAUUAUACAUUUUUUUCUCGUAAAAUCUGUGCUGCUCCUUGCCUGGAGAAAAUAUUAGAUGUUUUGUACCUUAAGUUAGCGUCUCUAUAGCUUGCAUGGGUGAAUCUCAUAAAAACCAAGGAAAUAAAAAAAAUAAGUAAUAUUAUGCAAAAAGAAAUGAAAACUAUUUUAGGAUCAGUAAUAUAUAUAUAUAUAUAUAUAUAUAUAUAUAUAUAUAUAUAUAUAUUUUUUUUUUUUUUUUUUUUUUUGGCAAUCCAGGAAAUUUUUAACCACAAAUUGAUUACUUAAUGUAAAUCAAAUUUUUAUUACUUUUUAAAAAAAUCUUUAAAGCUUUUUUAAUAUAGUUUAUAUUUAGUUUAAAUAAGCAUGAAUUAAAGGCUUUGCAACAAUAUUAUGUGUUGGUAUAUUAUGAUUGAAAUGUUUUUUUUUCUCACAUUAACAUAAUUAUAAUUAAAAUGCAUUUUUGCAUUAAUAAAAAUUGUUUGAAAAUGUGCUUAAUAGUCGUGAAAUAAUAUCAGUGGUCCACAAUAGGCUUGAUUUCUCUGAGCAAAUAUGAUGUUGUAUUUCUUUCCUUUGAUUUUUCUGUGAGAUUCACCCACUUUUCAUUUUCCCCUGUGCGUUGAGUCCCCUGCUGGUCAGGCUGUAGUCUUGGCGGUCGGUUUGCAGUUUUUGCCUCUAGUGGCAGCUUCUAUUUGCACAUGUGGAAAUGACCUUGUACUUCACAAAUAGCCAUGCUCACCACUCUUUACAGCCCCUUAGCAGAUCACUUUUCUUCUAUGAGUUAUCAAGUGGUAAAAGCAGCAGUAGUGCAGUUAAAACAUAUCAGGUUUUCAUUCACUACGAUUAUCUAAUUAGUGGCGUUAGAUGGCUGUUAACUGAAAUAAUGUCGUUUGGUUGGAGUAGGACAGGUCCACAUUUCUAGUUUUGAGAAAUAAUUUCUGAAGCGGAGACUAUUAGCAUUUAGUUGUAUUUUGUAGUUUAGAUCAUAUAUUAACUGUGCCAUUACAAGGCUUGGGAGCUUCAACGGUGGGAAUAAGACCAAGACUAUUAUAAAAACUGACCAGAGUAGAGGCACUGCGAGUGUGUGGACAUUUUCACAAGUCUGUGUUUCCAUUAGCAUCCAUUCCAGAGCCGAAGGGAAGGUUGCUUGUUUCCAUCUAUACACGUCAUCCCAUUGUUUUUGCAUCAUUAACACUAAACUCCACUGUCUUUCCCAGCAACUCAACCAAAAAUGACAGACAGACAGACAAAAAAAGGUGAAAUAUUCUUCUUUCUGAUCUGAGCUCUUGCGGUCAGUGUUGGAGAGCAUUCUGAAAGACCUUCACUUCGAAGGGCUUCUUUGCCUUAGGAGAGAGCGAGUGAAAACUAGUUUAAAUAGUCUAUCAUUUGUUUUUACUGCUUUUUGUUGUGCGAGUGUGGCCUUCAGUUAAUCGCAAAACCCCAUGGUAAAAGUUGCUUUUAUCGGUUUAUUUUCUGCAUCACCCAAAACUUGAUUUGUAAUGUUUGUAUUACAAAAAAUAAAAACAUGAAACACAAAAUA